AUGGCCUCAAGGUUACUGCGGGUGAGCGCGGCCCUGCGGCUCCUGCCCGGCGCCUCCGCCCGCGCCGCGCCCGCGCGCCAGCUCGGCGUGCCCGGGAGCCUGGCCAGCGAUGAAGAACAGGCGACUGGGAUGGAGAGGAAGGUCAUGGAGGCCCUGAACAAGGGCCUGGACCCCUACAGCAUGUUCCGGCCCAAACGCUAUGCGGGCACCAAAGAGGACCCGAAUCUCGUGCCCUCCAUCACAAACAAACGCAUCGUGGGCUGUGUCUGUGAGGAGGACAACAGCUGCGUGGUUUGGUUCUGGCUGCACAAGGGCGAGGCCCAGCGCUGCCCCUCCUGUGGGGCCCACUACAAACUGAUCCCCCACGAGCUGCCCCACUGA
Molecule: messenger RNA, 381 nt
Organism: Pipra filicauda (Wire-tailed manakin)
Lineage: Eukaryota; Metazoa; Chordata; Aves; Passeriformes; Pipridae
Product: cytochrome c oxidase subunit 5B, mitochondrial
Exons: 4
Coding region: 1-381 (126 amino acids)
Biological process (GO): mitochondrial electron transport, cytochrome c to oxygen
Cellular component (GO): mitochondrial envelope
Source: RefSeq, a predicted model, not a curated record